This is a messenger RNA of Camellia sinensis, 552 nucleotides long. RefSeq names its product cotton fiber protein. The record is from RefSeq and is a predicted model, not a curated record. Lineage: Eukaryota; Viridiplantae; Streptophyta; Magnoliopsida; Ericales; Theaceae.
AUGUCAAGUUUCAACUUAGUAAAGGAGCUCCUACCCGCUAAGAAAGCGUGGAAGCGUUUCACCCAAAUAUUCCAAUCAAAAUUACAUAAUGUCAAGAUUUCAAAACCCGUCAAGAAACUAACCCAUCGCCUUAAAUCUAUCCGCUCCAUCCGUGGCUUUAUUCCCCGGAAAGUAUGUGCUCGCGCCUUAUGUAAGUCUCACUGUGACCAUCACCAUCACUACUCCUACAAUCACCACCAACUUCAAAAGAGCUUUGCAGCUAUAUAUGUGGAGGACCUCUUUGAAGGGCCUAAGCAAACCAACCAACCUAAGGGAACAAGCAAGGCCAAAGAAAUGGGUUCAACAAGUAGUGCCAAGAUAAUUGAUCAUGAGAAGACUUUGAGAAGAGAGAAAAAGGCAAAUGAGACUAGCACAAGUGGUGGUGUUGGUGAUGCAUGGAAGGGUAUUGAUGAGAGGGCUGAGGAAUUCAUCUCCAAGUUCAGGGAGGAUAUGAAUCUUCAAAGGGAGCAAUCUAUCAUUAAUUUCCAGGAGAUGUUGGCUCGAAGUGCAUAG